UUGCAUAAACAGAUCAGGUAUGCCUCAUGCCCGUUAAAACUAAUCCGUCGUGAUCUGUAGUCAACGCGCUACGGAUCUCUUCCUCUACUAGUAAAAGCUUUCCCGGCCCCAUCUCAAGAGCACGUACGUACACAUGGCGAAGCUGAGCGCCGCCGCAGUCGUGGCAUCCCUCUGCUGCUGCUGCGUGCUGCUCGCCGGGAAGCCAGCGGCGGCCAACGAUGGCGGCUUCGAGAGGACCGUGUUCGAGCUAGUGAACGCCGCCAUCAGAGGCAACUCCACCGUCGGCGGCGGCGACCCCCGCGUCGGCCCCGCCCUGAUCCGCUUGCUGUUCCACGACUGCUGGGUAAAUGGCUGCGACGGAUCCGUGCUGCUGGACGAGACUCCCGCCGACGGGACCGACACCGAGAAGAAGGCGGGCAAGAGCAUAGGCCUGGGCGGCUUCGACGUGAUCGACAGGAUCAAGGCAGAGCUCCUCCGGUCCGGCGACGACGCGUCGUGCGCCGACAUCUUGGCCUUCGCGGCACGCGACGCGGUCGGCGUCCUCAGCGGCGGACGGAUCAGGUACCCGGUGCGCCGCGGCCGCGGGGACGGCGUGACGUCGUCGUCCGCCGCCGCCGACGCGGCGCUCCCGUCACACACGCCGUCCGGCGGCUUCUCCGAGCUGGAGGCCAACUUCGCCGCCAGGGGCUUCGGCAAGGGCGACCUCGCCGCGCUCUGCGGCGCGCACGCGGUCGGCGUCUCACACGCAGCCUCCUUCGCCGAUCGCCUCGCCCCGUCGGUCGCCGCCGCCGGACAGAUCAACGGCACGUACCGGCUAGCCCUCGCCUCGCGGCAGGAGCUGCUGCCGCUGACGCUGAAUUAUUCGACGGCGACGUCGGAGAGCAUGAGCAUGAGCAACAACGUCCGCGACACGGAGCCGGCGUUCCGGGCGGCGUCCAGCUACAGCGGCGUCGGGGUGGACACGGCGGCCAGGGGCGCCCUGGACAACAGCUACUACACGGCCAACCUGCAGAACAUGGUGCUGCUCAAGUCCGACUGGGAGCUCACCCAGGACGAGCACACCCUGGGUCGUCUGGUGCAGUACAGGGACGACGCGGACAGAUGGAGCGAGGACUUCGGCAAGGCCAUGGAAAAGCUCAGCGACCUGGGGCCUCCCGUCGGGGCGCGCCUCGAGAUCAGGAAGAAGUGCAGGCUCACCAACCCGAGUCCUCGACAAGCACUUGUGCGCGCGCUGAAGCAUUUCUUACAAAGACGCCACGACCAGAUAUCUUGUUUGCUAAAACUUUUCAAUGCAGGGUUGGUGUUAGUCCUGUAAGUCUGGGCCGUGCCUAUUGGGCCAGCACGAGCCCGGCACGUUUUUAAAAGCACGAAGCCCGGCCCAGCACGGGAGAAGAAUAGUCGGGCCGGCACGGCACGUUCAUCGUGCUGGGCCGUGCUUUUGCUUUCGGCCCGACGGCCCACAUGACCCGGCACGGGAGCUUGGGCCGUGCCCGGAUCGGCCCGGCACGAAAUUCAGCCCGACGGCGCGGCGGCGUUAGGGUUACGCGAUUUACUUCCUCUCCCGAGUCCCGACCUCUCGUUUCUCCCUCGUCUGCGGUCCGCCGCCUCUCCAAAUCCAGCCUCCAGUCCGCCGCCCUCUCUCACAGCUGAUCCAUUCGGUCUUCUCCAACUCCAGUACUCCACCGUACCACCAUCGAGGAGAGGAGAGUACGGCCCUAGCAAUCCAGUUGUCCAGCCCCAGGCGGCCACGAGCGGACGAGCCCACUCCCUGUGUGGAACGAAGCAUCUUGGCUGUGUUGAAGGGAGCGCGCGGCGCGGUCGUAGGCCACGGCGGAGGGAGCGCGCGGCGCGGUCGUAGGCCACGGCGGCCUCCUCGGCUGUGUCGAAGGUUCCCAGCCAGUGCCGCUCCUUGGUGGCCGGCUCCCGGAUCUCCGCCGCGUACCGGCCCCACGGCCAGCGCCGCACGCGCAGGUACCGCGUCGUGUUGGCGUCCGCCUGGGGCUGCGCCACGAGCGAACGAGCCCACGACCGCAGAACGCUUGGAUCCAGCGCGACGGCGACAGAGAGGCCGAGAUGCGGGCUUAUCAGGAACUGAGGCGUGUCGUGCCUGGGCCAGCACGGCCCGACGGAAGCCCGUCGUGCUUUAGGGCCGUGCUGGGCCUUACUUCUAUUCGCCAGGCCCGGUAAGGCACGGCCCGACUCUAUUUCGUGCUGGCUAGGCCCGACUAACUGAGGCCCGAAGCACGGCGGGCUCGUGCCGGGCCGGCACGGCACGGCCCAACUUGCAGCACUAGUUGGUGUGAUAAAUCAGGAUAAUCAUUUUGGGACGUCUUGUUUCUUCUAACAUUAUCUGAUUAACUCCCUACUUUUAUCUACCACAAGUACAAUGCUUAUGUAUUACUACGGCAUACAAGAACAAAUAUUAUAUUUUAUUUUAGGUAAAAUAUUUUAAAAUGUAUAAAUUCAAAAGGAAUUUAACCUUGUUUUUAUGUAAACCACUUGGGUGCUCAUCUUCUUUUAUCUAUCAGAGUGGCACUAUAUGGAGAUUAGGCGUGAUACACGAUAAUCGUUGAAAUUAUUGUUGUAUAGUAGUAGAGACAGAGAUAGAGAUAAAGAUGGAGAUAGAAAUAAAGAUUCAUCAAUUUUUUUUUGU
Zea mays is the source of this 2653-nucleotide messenger RNA. RefSeq names its product peroxidase 52. Bases 134 to 1315 code for a protein of 393 amino acids. The record is from RefSeq and is a predicted model, not a curated record. The transcript has 2 exons. Gene Ontology annotation, biological process: response to oxidative stress. NCBI's taxonomy places the organism in Eukaryota, Viridiplantae, Streptophyta, Magnoliopsida, Poales, Poaceae. Gene Ontology annotation, molecular function: heme binding; peroxidase activity.